Molecule: messenger RNA, 631 nt
Organism: Monopterus albus (swamp eel)
Lineage: Eukaryota; Metazoa; Chordata; Actinopteri; Synbranchiformes; Synbranchidae
Product: FH2 domain-containing protein 1-like
Exons: 3
Coding region: 128-631 (167 amino acids)
Source: RefSeq, a predicted model, not a curated record
GCACCUGUGCCUGCGCUUUGUGAAACUGACAGGCUGCAGCAGGAUGAAGAAGCACGAGGCCAGGUCUGAGUGAGGUUUCAUAUCACGGCUGCACUUCAAAAGCACAAUCUGACUGACCAACACUGGGAUGGAGGGAGUGCUGACUUUAAACUCUGCUUCUCGUCUCAACUGUUCCUCUCAAGACUCGUCUUCUCUUUUGCCACUGGAUGCUCAGGAAGAUGCAGAUGUCCAAACAUCCUCUGCUGUGCCACCCCCAAUAUGUGUUACCACUGCACCUCCACCUCCUCCUCCUCCUCUUCCUCCUCCCCCUCCCCCUCAUUUUGGCUCUCGUAAUGUUGAGCGACGAUCCAUGAAAAAGCUGAACUGGGAACCCAUCCCCAGCCAGCAUGUCAUGGGCAAAGUGAACGUCUGGACAUCCAAGCGUACUCAGAGGGACCUGGUGCUGGAUGUUCGGAGCAUGGAGGAGUUGUUCAGUCAUGUAGACAAACGGGCAUCGCUACGCAACCCAAGGGUCAUUGGUAUGAAGAAGUGUGACAGCAUGGAUCUCUUUCCACAGGACCUUCAGGUCACAAUCCUUGACUCUAAGAAGAGCAUGAACAUUGGGAUCUUCCUGAGACAUUUCAAGAGGUAA